Anthonomus grandis grandis is the source of this 479-nucleotide messenger RNA. RefSeq lists its product as uncharacterized. NCBI's taxonomy places the organism in Eukaryota, Metazoa, Arthropoda, Insecta, Coleoptera, Curculionidae. The coding region runs from base 63 to 437 and encodes 124 amino acids. The record is from RefSeq and is a predicted model, not a curated record. The transcript is spliced from 2 exons.
AAAUAGACAACGCGAAAAAAACAGGGACUGGUGGGAAAGGCAUAUUAACGGAAAUAGAUAAGAUGAUUUUGGAUAUUGUUGGAAAGGAAUCUCCAAUUAUUUGUGGACUUGGAGUCUCUGAGUCGUUCGAGGUAGCCCAGACUCAGUCAACAGAAACGCCUGUACCAAAUGAGACUGUCCACCCAAGCGGACAUGAAUGUGGACCAUCUACUUCAAGGAAAGCUAGAAAGAGAAAAGUUGUCGAAAGCACGGGUGAAAGUGACGAUAAAAAUGAAAAGCCGAAACUACAAAUUGAACAUAUAAAAUUACAAAUCUAUAAAACCAAGCUGGAAAUAUUAAAAUUAGAAAAGGACCUCGGGUUACCGUUUUCUGAAUUUACCUCGCAGUUCCAAAAUAACUUCCAAUCAGAAAACGGCAAGACCUAUUUAUCUUUAUAAUAAUUUAUCUAGUACCUAUAGUUUAGAUAUAGUUUAAAUCCU